AUGGCCAGCAAGGACUCUGAGAUCAUCGCCGUCCUUGAGAAGGAUCCUGGUCUCGUCGAACAUCGCUCGCCGUCUGGCUCCGUGGUAGACCAAGAUGACGAGCUGCUCGCAGACAAUGUCAGAGUGGCCGCCGAGCGAAAGCUUGUGCGCACCUUGGACUCAAGGCUGAUGCCCACCAUCAUCGUCAUUUUCAUAAUGAAUUACAUCGACCGCGUCGCCAUUACUUCUGCCAAAUUGCAAGGUCUGACACAGGACUUGCACUUGACAAGCAUCCAAUAUUCGACUGUUAUUGCUAUUCUAUAUGUGUCCUACUGCCCGGCGCAAAUCCCUUCCAACAUGAUCCUCAACCGAAUUUCCAGGCCAUCAUACUAUAUUCCAGGCUGUGUGAUGCUCUGGGGCCUCGUGAGCAUGUUGUCUGGGGUAACGCAUAAUUAUGCCCAACUGUUAGUUUGCCGAGUCUUCAUCGGCCUCCCGGAAGCGGCAUUCUAUCCUGGAGCCAUGUAUCUCCUCUCCCGCUGGUAUACUCGGAAGGAACUGUCUCUCCGGGGUGCCAUCAUCUACGGUGGGUUGUUGAUUUCGAAUGCCUUCGGAAGUCUUAUGGCAGCGGGUAUUCUAUCGGGCAUGCAAGGCAAACGCGGUAUCGCAGCUUGGAGAUGGCUGUUUUAUAUCGAGGGCGCCAUAUCUAUUUGCGUUGGUAUCAUUGCGAUAUUCCUUCUACCAGACUAUCCUCACAACACUCGUUGGUUGUCGCCUGCGCAAUUAAGAUUGGCCCGUGUGCGUCUCGCAGAGGACGCUGGGGAGGCAGAUGAAGACGCUUCCACCGACUCAGCGUUCUCUGGGUUGAUGCUGGCAUUGAAAGACCCAAAGGUCCCCCUCAUGGCAUUCAUGAAUUGCUCCCAGCUACUUGGACUCGGGUUUAUCAAUUUCUUCCCAACCAUCGCAGCCACUCUGGGGUUCUCCACCACCAUCACCUUGUUGCUCACUGCGCCUCCGUGGAUCCUUGCAACGAUCGUAUGCUGCGUCAACUCGUGGCACGCAGACAAAAGCGGGGAGCGCUUCUUCCACCAAAGUUGGCCGUGGUGGGGCGUGAUCAUCGGAUACAUCAUUGGGGUCUCAACGAUGUCAACUGGUGGCCGCUAUGUUGCAAUGUUCCUGAUGGCAUGCGGAUAUGCAGGAUUCGCCUUGACAAUUGUCUGGGUAUCCAAUGCCGUUCCUCGGCCUCCAGCAAAGCGUUCCGCCGCGAUCGGUAUUGUCAACGGCUUUGGGAACUUGGGGAACCUGAUCGCAUCAUAUACAUGGGAGGCACAAUGGAGCCCAAACUACCAUCAGUCGAUGUACAUCGGACUUUCGGCGCUCGUUCUGAGCUCGGCCCUGGCGGUUGUUGUUCGCUGCAUGCUCAUUGCGCAAAACAAACAACUUGACCGCGACGAACUUGAGAAUCUCCAGGCCGGAAAGCGCGAGCGUAUCGAGGAGGCUGCAAGGCUAGAAGGUCUGACUUUCGAGGAGGCGCUGCGGCGCCGGAAGGGAUUCAGGUAUUUGUAUUAA
Sparassis crispa is the source of this 1545-nucleotide messenger RNA. RefSeq names its product MFS general substrate transporter. The transcript has 20 exons. The record is from RefSeq and is a predicted model, not a curated record. NCBI's taxonomy places the organism in Eukaryota, Fungi, Basidiomycota, Agaricomycetes, Polyporales, Sparassidaceae. Gene Ontology annotation, cellular component: membrane. Gene Ontology annotation, molecular function: transmembrane transporter activity. Bases 1 to 1545 code for a protein of 514 amino acids. Gene Ontology annotation, biological process: transmembrane transport.